Molecule: messenger RNA, 2319 nt
Organism: Temnothorax curvispinosus
Lineage: Eukaryota; Metazoa; Arthropoda; Insecta; Hymenoptera; Formicidae
Gene: RpA-70
Product: replication protein A 70 kDa DNA-binding subunit-like
Exons: 13
Coding region: 173-1975 (600 amino acids)
Biological process (GO): nucleotide-excision repair; telomere maintenance via telomerase; double-strand break repair via homologous recombination
Cellular component (GO): DNA replication factor A complex; nucleus
Molecular function (GO): single-stranded telomeric DNA binding; damaged DNA binding
Source: RefSeq, a predicted model, not a curated record
CCACGUGGACGUAGCGUGCCUCAUUAUAAUAAAGGGACUUGCGUUCAAUCGAGUUAUCCUUUAACCCUCACAAUCCCUGACGGUCCUUACAAUAUCGACAUUGUCGGCCUUUUUUUUGUUGGAUAAGCAAUCGAUAGGACUUUUCUCACCACGCUGAUAAUAAACCGCAGUCAUGUACAAUUUAACGGAAGGAGCGUUGGAGAGAAUCAUGCGGGGCACGAACGUCGAGAAACCGGUGCUCCAAAUAUUGGGUUACAAAAAACAAGAUAAUAAGGAUGGUGUCGCUACCGAUCGCUACAGAUUGGUAGUAUCCGAUGGACGGAGGUUCAACUCGUUCAUCAUGUUGGCAUCUCAAUUAAAUAAUCUUAUCACGGAUGAAAUUUUGACCGAGAAUGCAAUCUGCAGAAUAUUAAACUAUCACUUGAGUUCAGCGAACAACGGUGGCAAAGAAAAACGCGCGAUGGUGAUAUUGGAUAUCGAGGUGUUGAUUUCUGGCAGUGAAGUUAAGGAGAAGAUAGGCAAUCCAACUAAUAUAGACAUUAAGUCAGAUGCUGAAUCCAUAUCUACAUCCACAGCUGCAAGUUCUCCUUUUCCAACUAAUGGUGCAGCCAAAAGGAGUUCUUCAAAUCAUUAUGCCUCUUCUGAUAUAUCUACUACACCAAUCGCUGCAUUAAGUCCUUACCAAAACAGAUGGGUGAUCAAAGUUCGUGUGACUAAUAAGUCUCCAAUCAGAACAUGGAGCAACUCCCGUGGAGAAGGCAAGCUUUUUUCCAUGGAUCUGAUCGAUGAAAGCGGCGAAAUUCGAUGUACCGCAUUCAGAGAUCUAUGCGACAAGUUCUAUGACAUGAUAGAGCCUGGAAAUGUGUAUUAUAUCUCGCGGUGCACACUGAAGGCAGCGAACAAACAGUUUAAUAUGUUAAAAAACGAUUACGAGAUGACGAUGACCGGCGAUACAGAGAUCGUCCCUUGCCACGAAAACAGUGAUGACAUCCCGACGUUGCAGUUCAACUUCUGUCCCAUAAGUCAAGUAGAAAACAAAGAAAAAAAUGUCUUAAUAGAUGUCUUGGGCGUCGUUACAACUUUCAACGAUGUACAACAUAUUAUGCAACGAACUACCGGCCGAGAGCUCUUGAAGAGAGAUGUUAAUAUCGUUGAUGACAGCGGCACAAUGGUGUGCGUUACACUGUGGGGAAAACAAGCCGAGGACUUUGAUGGUUCUAAUAAUCCGAUCUUAUCCAUUAAAGGAGCGCGUGUCGGCGAAUUUAAUGGUGGAAAAAAUUUAUCCCUUAUAAAUUCCUCCGUACUUGAAAAGGAUCCUGAUCUUCCUGAAGCACACAGAUUGCGCGGAUGGUACACUGCAGUCGGCCAUUCGGAGAACGCUAAAUCAUUGUCUAGAGCAGGUGGAAGUGGUGACUUCAACGCGCCGUUGUGCACUUUCCAGGAGGCGACCGAAGCUCGAUUGGGGGAAAAAAUGAAUCUCCCAGAUUCAUUUACAGUGGUGGCGAUCGUUAACAUGAUUCGCAUGGAAAAUGCCAUCUACAAGGCGUGUCCCGUAGAUGGUUGCAAGAAGAAGUUAAUCGAUCAAUCUACCGGAGUAUUUAGAUGCGAAAAGUGUAACAAGGACUAUCCAAAUUUCACGUAUCGCUUGCUGGCAAGUAUGAGUGUAGUAGACGCAACAGGCAGUCGCUGGAUAACUGCCUUCAGUGAAGAUGCUGAGAAAAUAUUCGGCAUGUCGGCGCAAGAGUUGGGGGAAUUAAAGGAGAACGAUAACGACGCUUAUAUGCAGAAAUUCGACGAAGUGAAUUUCAAGAGGUUCUUAUUCAGUUUAAGGGCGAAAUCAGAAUUUUUUCAGGAUGAGAUGAGAAUAAAACACGUCUGUACGUCAGUCGCACCGCUAAAUUACAAGACUUACCUAGCACAUCUGACAGACAAAGUCUCCAAGUUAGUACACAUCGAGAAAUUGGAGUCCAACUAAAUAAGAUUUCAUACGUUUUGUUAAAAAGAAGUUCAAGAAGAUGAUUAAAGCUUAUAAGUUUGUACGUUUCAUUGAAGUAUUAUGAUCGUUUCGAUAUUUUUUCCAAGUGUCUUUUAUUUAGAUCGUUUCUAUUAUUUAAUGAAAUUCGAUUAAGUAUUCUUCAAUGUAAAAGAAGAAAACCGUAUGUAGCACGCGUAAGAUACAAUUAAAAUUAUAUUAAUCACAUAUUAAAAUCGUUACUUUCCGCAUGGAUAUUUAUAAUUUUUUUUAUAUUAUGAUUGUAAUAUCACAUUUAUUGUGCCUGCAGCAUGAUUUUUGUAAAAUAAAUUUCUGAUUCACACAUU